Molecule: messenger RNA, 5229 nt
Organism: Cucurbitaria berberidis CBS 394.84
Lineage: Eukaryota; Fungi; Ascomycota; Dothideomycetes; Pleosporales; Cucurbitariaceae
Product: beta and beta-prime subunits of DNA dependent RNA-polymerase
Exons: 3
Coding region: 1-5229 (1742 amino acids)
Biological process (GO): transcription by RNA polymerase II
Cellular component (GO): RNA polymerase II, core complex
Molecular function (GO): DNA binding
Source: RefSeq, a predicted model, not a curated record
AUGCCGCCCGGCGCGCCAGCAGUGUCCAAAUGUCCGCUCCGGACCAUCAAGGAGAUCCAGUUCGGGCUGCUCUCCCCCGAGGAGAUCAAGGCUAUGAGCGUCGUCCACAUCAUCUACCCAGAGACAAUGGACGAGCAAAAGCAGAAGCCGCGCGAGCAGGGCCUCAACGACCCCAAGCUCGGCACUAUCGACCGCAUGUACUCGUGCGCCACGUGCAAGGAGGAUAUCCAGGUCUGCCCUGGUCAUUUUGGCCACAUUGAGCUCGCCACGCCUGUCUUCCACGUCGGUUUCGUCGUGAAGAUCAAGAAGAUCCUCGAGACGGUGUGCCACAAUUGUGGCCUGAUCUUGGCUGACUACGUAAGUCUUCCUAACCAUCCAGACUGGGCUUCAGCCACGAAGACCAAGGAUGCGAAGAAGCGUUUUGAUAAAAUAUGGCGCAUGUCUAGGACACGGACCCUCUGCGAGCAGGAUUCAGCCGAGGAUGACCCUAAGAAGGCGCCCAAGAUUGCACACGGCGGCUGCGGCAGCAACCAGCCCGAUACCAUUCGUAAGGAGGGCCUCAAGCUGACAGCGACCUUCAAGACCAAGAAGAAGGAGGAUGACGAUGGCCAGGGCGACCGCAAAGAGGUCCUUACCCCGCAGGUUGCCCUCAACAUCUUCAAACUCCUCUCCAACAACACCCUCCAACUUCUGGGUCUGAACGCCGACUACGCCCGCCCCGAGUGGAUGAUUCUCACUGUCCUGCCCGUACCGCCGCCUCCGGUGCGCCCCAGUAUCUCUGUUGAUGGUACAGGUCAGGGUAUGCGAGGAGAGGACGAUUUGACCUACAAGCUGGGCGAUAUCAUUCGAGCCAACGGUCGUGUACAAGAGUGUAUACAGGAAGGAUCGCCUCAGCACAUUCUGACCGAGUUCGAAGCGCUGGUCCAAUACCAUGUUGCCACUUACAUGGACAAUGAUGCCAAUGGUGUUCCCCAGGCUAUGCAGAAAUCUGGCCGUCCUCUAAAGACCAUCCGUGGCCGAUUAAAGGGCAAGGAGGGUCGUCUGCGUGGUAACUUGAUGGGCAAGCGUGUCGACUUUUCCGCUCGUACUGUCAUCACCGGUGACCCCAAUCUGUCUCUCGACCAGGUCGGUGUGCCGCGCUCCAUUGCACGCACUCUCACAUACCCGGAAGUCGUCACAAAGUUCAACAUCAGCAAACUUACGGCCCUUGUCCGCAACGGCCCGAACCAGCAUCCGGGUGCCAACUACGUGAUCAAGGCGGAUGGUGUACGUCUCGAUCUAAAGCACAAUAAGAAUCUCGACGAUCUGCGAUUACAGUACGGCUGGAAGGUCGAGCGCCACAUCGAUGACGAUGAUGUUAUCAUCUUCAACCGUCAGCCGUCUCUGCACAAGGAGUCUAUGAUGGGCCAUCGUGUCAAGGUCAUGCCUUAUUCGACUUUCCGUCUCAACUUGUCCGUCACAUCUCCUUACAAUGCCGACUUCGACGGUGACGAGAUGAAUUUGCACGUCCCCCAGAGCGACGAAACUCGAGCUGAGAUCCAGAAUCUGUGUAUGGUUCCCAAGCAGAUCGUGUCGCCACAAAAGAAUCAGCCUCUGAUGGGUAUCGUGCAGGAUACCCUGCUUGGUAUCUACAAGAUGAGUCGUCGCGACAAUUUUCUUCCCAUUGAACAGGUCAUGAACAUUAUGAUGUGGGUGCCAGACUGGGAUGGUAUCGUUCCAGAACCUGCCAUCCUCAAGCCCCAUGCUCUCUGGAGCGGCAAACAAAUCAUUAGCAUGGCCAUUGCGAAAGAAGUCAACAUCUUCAGGCCCGACGAAGAUGCGGAGCCUUCAGCAUGGAAUGACCUGGUCGAUAAGAGCCUGUGUAUCAUGGGCGGCGAACUCAUAUUUGGUUCCGUCACUAAGAAGAUCGUUGGUGCUUCAGCUGGGGGUGUCAUCCACAUCAUUUUCAACGAGAUCAGUUCGUCGGCCGCUGUUCAGUUCUUCAACGCCUGUCAGCGCAUUAUUAAUUGGUGGCUACUGCAUCAUGGCUUCAGUCUGGGUAUCGGCGAUACGGUCCCGGAUCCGCAGACCUCGGAUAAGAUUGCCGAAGAAGUCGCCAAAGCAAAAGCCAAGGUUGAAGCGAUCAUUGGUGAAGCCACCGAGGAUGUCCUUGAGCCUCUACCCGGUAUGACCAUUCGAGGCACAUUUGAGUCGAAGGUUCAAAAGUUCCUGAAUGAAGGUCGUGAGGGUGGAGGUACCGCAGCUCAGAACAGUCUAAAGGACUUCAACAACGUCGUCCAGACCGUCAUCUCUGGAUCCAAAGGUUCCACUGUCAAUAUCUCUCAGAUGGUGUCUCUUGUCGGUCAACAAGCCGUCGAAGGCCAACGUAUUCCUUUUGGAUUCAAGUACAGGACGCUACCUCACUUUACCAAGGAUGAUUACUCGCCUGAGUCACGAGGCUUCGUCGAGAAUUCUUAUCUUCGUGGUCUUACCCCGUCUGAGUUCUUCUUUCACGCCAUGGCUGGUCGUGAAGGUCUCAUCGAUACCGCAGUAAAGACCGCCGAGACUGGGUACAUCCAACGUCGUUUGGUCAAGGCGCUUGAAGACGUCAUGGUCAAAUACGAUGGAACUGUGCGAAACUCCAUGGGUGACAUCAUCGAGUUUAUCUACGGUGAAGAUGGCCUAGAUGGCGGUCAUAUCGAGAAGCAGAAGGUGGACAUCAUCACAUCCUCGGAGCCAAAAUUCGAGGCGACGUACAAGUUGGAUGUUCUGACCACUGACAAACCCGAGAUUCCCGUCACCAAGCUGCAGGGCGCUUCAGAGUUCCAAGGUGAUGUUGAUAUUCAGCGCUAUCUGGACGAAGAGUUUGAGCAGAUCAAGAGCGAUCGUGAGUAUCUGCGCACGAUCAUUGGCCAAGACGAUAGCCAGCAAUUUCAGCUGCCUCUCAACAUUCAGCGCAUGAUUGAGUCAGCACAGGCGAGAUUUAAAAUCAAGCCCCAGAAAGAUGCGAGCAAUUUGCACCCCAUUGAGGUGAUCACCAAAGUUCGAGACCUUUUGGAUCGACUCGUCGUUAUCCGUGGCGACGAUGCUCUGUCGAAAGAAGCCCAAGCUAGCGCAACUUAUCUCUUCAAGUGCCACCUGCGGUCGCGUCUUGCCUUCAAACCUUUGGCCGUAACACAUCGUUUGAAUAAAGAGGCACUAGACUAUGUGUUGGGCGAAUUGGAGGAUCGUUUCCUCAAGGCUGCCGUAGCUCCGGGUGAGAUGGUCGGUGUGCUUGCAGCUCAGUCCAUUGGUGAGCCUGCGACGCAGAUGACACUGAACACCUUCCAUUUUGCUGGUGUCUCAUCCAAGAAUGUCACGCUCGGUGUACCUCGUUUGAAGGAGAUCCUGAACAUCGCAGCCAACAUCAAGACCCCGUCUAUGCUUGUCCGUCAACUGGACGCCAAAGGUGGACAGAACGAAGCGAAGCUCCUCCGAAGUCGCAUUGAGCUAACCACGCUCCGUUCUUUGACGCAAGCUGUCGAGCUCUACUACGAUCCGGAUAUUCAGUCUACCAUCGUCGAGGAUGAUCAGGACAUGGUUGAGUCCUACUUCAUUCUCCCAGAAGAAGACGAGGUUAUCGAAUCGCAGUCCAAAUGGCUACUUCGUAUCAUUCUUGAUCGUAAGAAGCUGCUAGACAAGACUAUCACCAUUGGCGAGGUCGCCCGUAAGAUCAAGGCGGAAUUCUCGCCUAACCUUGCUGUCAUCUUCAGUGACGAGAAUGCGGAUGAACAGGUCAUGCGCGUCCGCUUUAUCUGGGACCAGAACCUUAAGGAGGAUGACGAGGAUGAAAACGAGCGAGAUGAGCGCUGGAUGCGAAAGCUUGAGAAUCAUCUUCUCGACGACGUUACCUUGCGUGGUGUCCGUGGUGUGGAGCGUGCCUUCAUCCGAGAGGAUAAUGUUGUGGUGGAGAACGACGACAGGUCUCUUAUCCUCUCCAAGUCUGAUCCUCGUUGCAAGGAGUGGGUACUCGAUACCACUGGUACUGCCCUGGCUGAAGUCCUUGCCAUCGAAGGUGUGGAUUCAACCAAGACAUACUCCAACUCAUUUAUCGAAAUCCUUGGUGUCCUAGGUAUCGAGGCUGCUCGUGCUGGCCUGCUUAAGGAGUUGGGCAUGGUGUUGUCUUUCGAUGGUUCUUACGUCAAUCACCGUCACAUGGCGUUGCUCGUCGACAUCAUGACACAGCGCGGUCUCCUCAUGGCUAUCACCCGCCACGGUAUCAACCGUAACGACACAGGAGCACUGAUGCGCUGUUCCUUUGAAGAGACGGUGGAGAUUCUUCUCGAGGCUGCCGGCUUCGGUGAGCUUGAUGACUGCCGCGGUGUGUCCGAGAACAUUAUGCUUGGCCAACUUGCACCUAUGGGUACGGGAGAGUUUGACGUGGUCAUGGAUAAUGCCAUGCUUCUCACCAUGGUCGAGGACAAUUCCAAGAUGAUGGGUGGUGCCGCUGCUGCUGGCAGUUAUCUCGAUAACGGCGCAGCUACUCCCUACGAUCUGGGUUCGCCUACUUAUGAAGGAGGCAUGGGCAUGGGCACUUACGAUGCCUCUGCAUCCUUCUCUCCCCUCGUCCAUACGGGUGGUGGGGAUGAAGGGGGCUUUACUGUCAUUGGUGGUUAUGGUGAAGGCGGUGGUGGUUUCAGCCCCUUCCCCGGAGGCCGAAGCCCAGGCUUCCCAGGCAUGUCUCCUGGAUACCCAGGCACCAGCCCUGUCUCUCCAGGCUUCUCUCCAUCUUCGCCUGCUUAUUCGCCACAUUCGCCGGGCAUCAGCAGCCCACGCUUUGCUGCCACAUCGCCGGGCUAUAUGGCGUCGCCUACAUCGCCUCAUUACUCCCCGACUUCGCCACGCUACGGUUCUCCCACAUCUCCGUCGUACUCGCCAACCUCCCCCGCUGGUUACUCUCCGACGUCUCCACAGUAUUCCCCCUCGUCGCCAAACUACAGCCCUACCUCACCCUCGUUUAUGGGUGCUACGUCGCCGGCGUAUAGCCCGACGUCGCCACAGUACAGCCCUACCUCACCGCAGUACAGCCCCACAAGCCCGCAGUAUCAGGCAGGUACCGAUAGACGAUCUCCCACUUCUCCGACGUCGCCGCAAUACAGCCCUACAAGCCCGCGAUAUAGCCCGACUAGCCCAGCUGGUAGCUUUUCUCCAACCUCGCCGCGGUACUCUCCAACCUCGCCAGGCCCGGCGAAUAGUUAUUCGCCUACGUAA